Messenger RNA from Echinostoma caproni, 837 nucleotides. The record is from the annotation of a GenBank genome assembly. Lineage: Eukaryota; Metazoa; Platyhelminthes; Trematoda; Plagiorchiida; Echinostomatidae.
AUGCAUCUAAUAUUAGCUAGGAGUUCGGAAAAACCUAUUGUCUAUUUGCGUGAGGAAGAGAUUUGGACUAUUUGCCUUCGUUCCAGGGAAAUAUUCCUCUCACAGCCUAUGCUUUUAGAAUUGGAGCCUCCCUUACAAAUAUGCGGUGAGUGUCAACCAAUAAAUGGUGAUAUCCACGGGCAAUACAAAGAUCUUUUGCGUCUAUUCGAUUUGGGUGGCUUUCCGCCAACCUCCAAUUAUUUAUUUUUGGGCGAUUACGUGGAUCGAGGUAAACAGAGCUUGGAAACCAUUUGUUUGUUGCUGGCUUACAAGAUUCGUUACCCGGAAAACUUCUUUCUCCUACGCGGAAACCACGAAUGUGCCGCGGUCAAUCGGAUCUACGGAUUUUACGAUGAAUGUUUGUCUCCUGAUUUACAAAGCAUGAAUCAAAUUCGAAGAAUUGCUCGACCGACUGAUGUACCCGACUCGGGUCUUCUUUGCGAUUUGUUAUGGUCCGAUCCGAAUCCGAACAUAAACGGGUGGAUUGAGAGCAAUCGGAAUGUGAGUUUUCAUUUCGGAGUUGAUGUGGUCAGUCGGUUUCUCGAGCGGCACAACUUCGACUUGAUUUGUCGUGCACACGAAGUGGUCGAAGAUGGCUACGAAUUUUUCGGUCGGCGUCAAUUGGUCACCAUCUUCUCCGCACCGAAUUAUUGCAACGAGAUGAACAAUGCUGGUGGCAUGAUGAAAGUGGAUGAAAAUCUGACUUGUUCCUUUCAGGUAAAAAUGAAAAUUAAACGAAAACUUCCAUUUUCCCUUCGCUACAACCCUCUUAUCGCAGUAACAUCUUAUCUCAUAUAG